GUUGAUGUGUCAGCUUCCCUCGGGUCGGGGGAGCCGCGGCGGGGGAGCCAGUCGCCGCCUGACCCCGCCAUGGAGAAUUCAUCCCUUUCGAUGCCAAUGUUCUCCUAGUCCACGGGAAAAUCAAGCAAUAUUUAACAGAAAUAGAGUAAUCGGUGGCAGCCAGCAUGUCAGUGACAGAGAGUGCACCAUCUAGUUCACCUGAUGAAAACACUGGCAUAACACUGGAAAUGAAAGGUAGCUCCAACAGUUGUUUUUGUGGAGAUGAAGAUGGCUGCUUAGACAAUGAUUCUAAAUUGUUGUCAUCAAAUCAGGAUACUAUAACUGCAUUUAAUGUACUUGCAAAAGAUAACCUUACUGAAGCCCAAGAGGGUGACUCAUCAAAUCAGAGUGGAAGCGAGGAUUCUUCCAACCAGGCGUAUCCGACUUCAGGAGACUUGGAGAAUGUGGUUUGCUUUCCUACUGGAGAUUUUGAACUGUCAAAAACAAACAGAACAGAACAGUCACUCACAGAAAUAUUGCAAGAAUUAGGAUCAUCUAAAUUUUCUGAAAAAUCUAAUGAAAAGAUUUAUUCAGGAAGUCCUUACGAUACAGACUGCACCAAGCAACUUAUUUCAAAAAUACAGAAUGUCUCCCCUCCUGAGGAUUUGUUACAAGAAAUAGAAACUGAGCUUUUAUCUACAGGGUUUUCAAAUGAACAUAAAUUUCCAAAUGGACUAAAAAAGGGUGAACAUGCAUUGGUUGUGUUUGAAAAAUGUGUGCAAGACAAGUAUCUGCAGCAGGAGCAUACGAUAAAGAAGUUGAUUAAAGAAAAUAAGAAGCACCAGGAACUUAUUGUAGAAAUCUGUUCAGAAAAAGACAACCUAAGAGAAGAGUUGAAAAAGCGAUCCGAAACAGAAAGACAACACCUAGCCAUUAUAAAACAGUUAGAAGCAAGAAUAGAGGAACUCAAUAAAGAAGUGAUAGCUUCCAAAGAUAAACUUGCAACUCAAGAUGCUGCUGCCAAAAACGCCAUUCAACAAUUGCAUAAAGAAAUGGCAUUCCGUAUGGAACAGGUCAACAAGAAAUGUGAAGAAGCACGCCAAGAAAAAGAAACUAUGGUAAUGAAGUAUGUGAGAGGCGAGAAGGAAUCAUUGGAUCUUAGAAAGGAGAAGGAAAUUUUUGAAAGAAAACUCAGAGAUGCAAAUAAAGAAAUUGAGAAACAAGCUAACAGAAUCAAACAACUCUCUCAAGAGAAAGGAAGACUGAAUCAAUUGUAUGAAAUAAAGGAAGGUGAGGCUACUAGGUUGAGCCGAGAAAUGGAGAAAGUGAAGGAAGAUAUCAAUUCCCAUGUCAUCAAAGUAAAAUGGGCCCAAAAUAAAUUAAAAACAGAAAUGGAUUCACACAAGGAAACCAAAGAUAAACUAAAAGAUAUAACAAUAAAAUUGACCCAGUCAAAGGAAGAAGCAGAUCAGAUACGGAAAAACUGCCAAGAUAUGAUAAAAACGUACCAAGAGUCAGAGGAAAUUAAAUCAAAUGAAUUAGAUGCAAAGCUUCGAGUCACAAAGGGAGAACUAGAAAAGCAGAUGCAAGAAAAAUCUGAUCAAUUGGAGAUGCAUCAUGCCAAAAUAAAGGAGUUGGAAGACUUGAAGAGAACAUUUAAAGAGGGUAUGGAUGAGCUGCACACACUAAGAACCAAGGUAAAGUGUCUAGAGGAUGAACGAUUAAGAACAGAAGAUGAAUUAUCAAAGUACAAGGAAAUUAUUAAUCGACAAAAAAAUGAAAUUCACAAUUUACUGGAUAGAGUGAAAGUUAUAGAGCAGUUACAGGAACAGCUUCAAAGAGAUGAACAAGAAAUUGAGAAUUUGAAAGAGGAAGUGGAAAGUCUGAAUUCUUUGAUUACUGACCUACAAAAAGAUAUUGAAGGGAGUCGGAAAAGAGAAUCUGAACUCCUACUAUUUACUGAAAAACUCACUAGUAUAAAUGCACAGCUUCAAUCCGAAUGCAAUUCCUUACAGUCACAGUGUGAUAAACUUAGCUGCAGUGAAAGUGAGUUGCAAAGUCAGUGUGAACACCUGAAGCAGACUAAUUCUGAUUUGGAAAGUAGGCUGCUAAAAGAGAAAGAACUUCGAAAACAAGAAGUUCAGACCCUUCAGGCUGAACUUACUUCUCGACAGAAAGAAGUAACAGCACUAAAUACCCAAGUAGAGGAACUUAAAGAUGAAUUAGUUACUCAGCGGCGUAAGCAUGCUUCAAAUUUCAAGGAUCUCACCAAACAACUGCAGCAAGCACGCAGGAAAUUAGAUCAAAUUGAGAAUGGCAGCUACGAUAAAGAAGUCAGUAGCAUGGGAAGUCGUUCUAGCUCAUCAGGAUCCCUGAACGCUCGGAGCAGUAUAGAAGAUCGAUCCCCAGAAAAUAGUGGCUCUUCAGCAGUGGUGGACAACUUUCCCGAAGUGGAUAAGGCCAUGUUAAUCGAGAGAAUAGUGAGACUGCAAAAAGCUCAUGCCCGAAAAAAUGAGAAGAUAGAAUUCAUGGAGGAUCAUAUAAAGCAACUGGUGGAGGAAAUUAGGAAAAAAACAAAAAUAAUUCAGAGUUACGUUUUAAGGGAAGAAGCAGGCACGCUGUCGUCAGAAGCCUCUGAUUUUAAUAAAGUCCACUUGAGCAAGCGUGGAGGUAUCAUGGCGUCUUUGUAUACCUCACACCCAGCAGACAGUGGAUUAACUUUGGAACUCUCUUUGGAGAUUAACCGAAAACUACAGGCUGUAUUAGAAGACACCUUACUAAAGAAUAUCACUUUGAAGGAAAAUCUACAAACACUAGGAACAGAAAUAGAGCGUCUUAUUAAACACCAGCAUGAAUUAGAACAGAGAAUGAAGCAGACAUAACGAAAAGCUUUUGCACAGUAAACAGAGCAGCAUUGCAGAAGGAACAGGUCCCUGCAGUCUGGUGGUGGUGUUUGGAAAUUCCUCUGCACUUAGGGUGUCAUGCAGGGAGUUUGAUUUGCUUGUUUGAUGCAAGUUGUUGAACUUUGCUCUUACACGUCAUUUAAAAAAAGCUAUUUGAAUGCUUUGCAGUGUGUACUGUAAAUAGUGGAAGCAUCCAUUUUAAAUUUUGUAAUGUGCAAUUCAACAGUCUAGUGAUGAAUCUUAAAAAAAAAAAAAAAACAACCCUUUAAUUUGCAGGUGGUCUUACCUACUGCUAAGCAUCACUACAAGGCUUUCAAAUGAGAGUUUUCCCCUUCUUUCUCCCAAAUAACAUCUCUAAUAUGUAUAUGGUAAUUCAGCAUUUUAAGAAUGGAUAUGCAUGAAAAGGCAGCCUUUAAAGUCAUUAAUAUGCCAUUUUGAAUUUUCCACAAGGUUCAGUAGUUAACAUUGUUAGCGGAACAGAAAGAAAAGUUAGACUUCCUUGAAGUGUCUAAAGUAAGAGAUGACCCUCUGUGAUUGGGAUGUGUGCCUGCCUUGAAUUUUAUCAGUUGAUUUUAAUAUUAAGCAGUUGCUGAAAGGAAUAGAAACCCAGGCAGCCAUAAAACAGUUUGAAGACAGUAAUUCAUAUUUUAAUGCCAGAAUUGUAGUCAGCUAGAACUUUCUUUACAAUUUAACAGUUUUCCAGAUCCAAGGCAUUCUUUUUAAGAGAUCACCAGUUGUCUUUAUAUUUGUUUAUCUAAAUCUGACUUCCAAGAAACGUAUUUAUUUUGAAAACUAUUUAAAGCAUAGUGAGAUUCAUUGUCCAGUUUUCUAAAUUUUAAAAUAGAACCUAGUCAGCAGAGUGGAGGAACACCCAAUGGACUGUUGAGUUGCUGUCCAUGUCUCUGUCUUUGUUUACCUGUCUCUCCCCCAACUACCUCAUUCUGAGAGUCCUUAAUUUUACUAAUAAAGCAUGAAGAGGAUCAUUUAAGAAUACUAAAUUUUCAGAAAAACAGGGCCUAAAAGAAAGCUUUUGGUACAUUUUUGCAACAUUUAUUUGACCUUAAUUUUUUUUAUGUUGCUAGUUUUCAGUAAUAAUUGAGCUGUAUAAUUAAUCAAUGGUAUUUGGGGGGUGCUUACCAUGUGCAGAGCACUGUAUUAAGCAUGUGGGAAAGUACAGCAUAACAGAGUAGGUAGACAUGUUCCCUGCCCACAAUGAACUUACAGUCUAGAAGGGGAGGUGAAAUUUAAGAAAGUAAAUUAUGGCUGUGUACAUAAGUGCUAUGGGGCAGAGGGUGGGGUGAAUAUCACAUGUGACACUCUGUGACUUUAAAACUUAAACAGAUUACAUAUUUAACAGAAGAUGUUUCAUAGCCAUUUCCUAAACAUCUUUUUUUUCCCUCUAUGUAUAAUGUGCAUUUAUAAGAUAUGAUAAUAAGACUCUUCCAUAUGUUUUUGCUUUACCUUUUACAGCUCCUAAAUAACUGAAAUUUUAUUUCUGUGAAUUAGGGGGAUUAGUACACCCAGUUCUUCUAAGAUGCAGGGGCUAUAUCCUCUCAAAAACCUGUGUUAAGGAAAAGUGCCCCCUAGCCCUCGGAGUGUCCGACACUACCUUCAUGUCUGUUCUGACACCAUAGGGUCCUGUAUCCAAAUAGGUUCUCGAUGUUGGAAAAUCAUACUCUGAUUUCCUAACAACUUAAUAGAGCAUAAUGAAGAUGUGCGUACUGGCAAAACUAGAUGUACGUCUUCAAAUUUCAUUACAUACAUAUCAUUGUUACUGGGCUACUGUUGUUGCACAGGCAUGCAUUUGAGUGUUAAAGCAUUCCUUCUGAAAGAGAUGUACAUGCUUUUGAACUGGUUAAACUCUAAAAUGUAGGGCUAAUUGGGUACAUGCCAGUUUAAUGUUUGCUAAAUUCUAGUAGCAAUUUGUGAUAUUGAGAGAAGAGAUGUCCUUAGUAAGGAAAUAUCAAAAUGAGUGGUUUCUAUUGAGUGUUCCUUUUUUGCUCUGUUUAGAAGAUAUACUUAUUUCUACUAGAUCUGUACCUUACUGGAGUGACUCCCACUUAGUCACCAGCAGUGACAGCCCUCACAAAUUGCCCAUUGGUAAAGGUGUUACGACAACCUGACUACCAAGCCUGUAGGUAAAUGUGGGGGCAGAAGGAUUAGCAGCUGGCCGGAAGGCAAACUUUACCCUACCGUUUGUCACCCCACCUCCUCUCCAUCCAAAGCGGAGGGGCCAGACCUUUGCAAUGGUUGCUCUUAAAGUUUUUAUCAUCAUAUAUCCAGUAAUGAAGAAAAUAGAGUGAGCCAUAUUAGCUAAGUUUACUUAAAAAUAAAAGUUGAUAAAGAAGAUUCUGUUGAUUACACCAUAUUGGAUUUUGUUCAGAUUUACAAAUUUAAAAGUAAAGAAAAAUAUGUGGAGGAUAUGGGCAGUCAUACUUUUUUCACUUUAUUUUUGAUCUUAAAUAUCAUCAUUUUUUCUUAAUGUCCUUUAGCCAAAAAAAUCCUUUGUAGCCACAGUCCCUGGUAUUGAUAAUGGGAAUUUCAUGUUGAAAUGCAAAUGGAUCAUACUAGUAUUUAUAUUUUAAAUAUAUCCUCUUGAACUCAAGUUGGGUGGGGCCAGAUUAACUUUAAAAGUCAUUAGAAAUCCUGUGCUUUAAUUUUCGCUGUCCAUUCCUUCAUAUGUACAAAAUGACGUAGGAUAGCAAAAUGAGCCUUUUCGCUUGCCUCGUAUCUGCAUAGCACUUACAUUUGUAUCAUGUUUAAACCAAUUGUUAUUGAAAGUUGAUAAUAGUAUUGAAGUUUCUCCCCAAAUUGAUUCAACAUGUUACCUUCGCCUCUUUUUGAGAAGUAAAACAGGUAGAUUUGAGCAUGAGGUGAGUUAUUAACCCUAGCAUGGCAUUUUAAGUAUUUUCUCAUAAGAAUCCAAUACUUUAUUUCAGUGUCACCUUCAAUUUCAAUGUGGACAGUGUGGGAAUUUUAUUUUGGGUGGUGUUUGUAAAUGCACAAGCCACCCAAAAUGAAAUUCUGAAAUUGUCCAAGAUUACAUUUACCACACUAGAAGGCAGGCUGUUCUCACUGAGCUGCUGCAAUGAAAAUAAGUAUCAGAUAUUAAUGAGAAAAUAGGAAAAAUGUCAUUUGGGCAGGCAGCUCACCUCAUGUGCAGUUUUGCCAAUUUUUUACCAGUUUACUCAGGUACAUAAUGUGUGUUAUAUACAUUUUGCAGUUAUAGCUGAGCAUUCAUUUUUCUCUAAACUGUGAAGGAUCAUAUGCUCAUUUAUGUAUACAACUUAUGCCUAUAGGUUCAGAAACACUCCUAUCCAAAUCGUUUAUGGGUAAAUAUUAGCAAGCCACAUGUUACGGUAGAAGAAGGUUGAGAGAGGAUGGCCCAAAAGAACUUGGGAGAAAUAGAAGAAAGCAUUUACUUCUUGGCUUCUAAAGAUAGAGCAGCACCUCAUCACACACGGUUGUUAGAGGCCCAGGAGAUUCAAUCCACAUGUGGCAUUGGAUUACCCACUCAGACCAUCUGUAUAAUCCAUUUUGAGAAUUAUUCUGGUUUCUCAUAUGACACGAGGGUAGAGUUACCCAUUGUCCAUUUUCAGCUGGUCUACCCAUUUUUUUUUUUAAAUUUUCAGCACCAAGCUUUUCUCGAACAGAGUUCAGACCUGGAGUUCAUAUGAACUUGAUAGGGAAGUGCAAAAACUCUGGAACAAAUUAGGGGUUCAGGGAUUCCCCUGGAGAAUUGCUUGACAAUUUUGCAAAUUUGGCAUAUUUUUGCAAAAUGGCAUGUAUGUCCCUUUCAUCACGUUAUAUGUGCCUGAUGUAAUGCAUGUGAUGUCACAUGUCUCCUUACCCCAUAUUUGUGAGGACCAUCUGUGGCCAUCCUACUUGUGUGGUUAGUAAAUAGCAACUUCAUUUUAUGUAGGAAAACUGCUUGGAAUGAGGGUGAUGUUUCAGUAAAUUAGGAGGAAUUUGCAAGAGUUCAGUCCAUAACUGUUCUCCUUUUUUUAAAAAAAUAGGAAUCAUUGUGUAUUGCCUCCUAAUCCUAUUGAUUUAUUACUGGAGUGCACCGAAUACUGUUGAAAUGCUUAGGAUAUUUUUUUUGCACUGCAAUAAAUGUUUUAUACAAAUUUUUACAUGAAGAUUUAGGCCCAAAUUUGACAGUGAAACAUAAUUACUUUCAAUUCUACAAAUAUUCUAUCACCAUGGUAAAAAAAAAACAACUUAUUUUAAAGUUCAUGUUGUCAUUCAUUAUGUUUAACUGAGUUAGUGAUUGUUGGCUUUGGUAGCCUGAAAGCCUUACUUUUGACAUAAAGAAUAUUUGCCAGUUGGUGGCACUAAAAACAAGAAGGAUUUGUGACUGAAUAUUAAUGAAAAUUUUCAAACGUGAAGGCUUUAAAGCUGCAGAAUAAAAUUGCAGUUUUUUUCCGGAAUGGAAUUUUUUUUUAAGUUCUGAAUUUAUCCAUUGUUUGCUGACGGUAGUGAAACCUGUUCUGUCUUCAAAAAUAUGUAUAUCUAUGUGUAUGUACAGAGAGUGCCUCUUUGAUUUAACUGUUUAUUUGUAGAUACGUUUCUGUACAAAUAAAAUUUUUCAGAAGUAAUAACUAUAUAUUAUGUAUAUAGUGUACUAUUAAAUAAAUAACUUAUCAAUUUAUAUUUGAUUAUGUAUGCUUGUGAAACUGUCUAAAUUAGCAUUACAAAUUUAUAUGAUUAA
Molecule: messenger RNA, 7593 nt
Organism: Ornithorhynchus anatinus (platypus)
Lineage: Eukaryota; Metazoa; Chordata; Mammalia; Monotremata; Ornithorhynchidae
Gene: CCDC186
Product: coiled-coil domain containing 186
Exons: 16
Coding region: 165-2861 (898 amino acids)
Biological process (GO): vesicle cytoskeletal trafficking
Cellular component (GO): trans-Golgi network
Molecular function (GO): small GTPase binding
Source: RefSeq, a predicted model, not a curated record